CAGGCUCCAUUCUUUGUGCUGUGAGGGGCUCCCGGCCUUCGCGGGGAGGCCAGGUAGCGGGUUCGGCCAGCUUGCUCGCUGCAGGGCCUCACGGGGCGCGCGGCGGGAAAACUGGGUGAACGAGGCCCCGCGGUGUGCGAACGCCCGAGGGAGGAGGCUCUCCUCGCGUUUGAUUUCGCCGUUUCUUAUCUGCAGGCAGCGCAGUAAACACUGCUUCGGUGCGCCAGGCGCCUAAGGGCUUUCGUCACCGGGAUGCCAAAGCGUGGGAAGAGAGCGGCAGCAGAAGACGGGGAAGAACCCAAGUCAGAGCCGGAGGCCAAGAACAGUAAAAGGGCAACAAAGAAAAACGAGAAAGAUGCCUCGGGAGAGGGCCCUGUUUUGUAUGAGGACCCUCCAGAUCAGAAAACCUCACCCAGUGGCAAAUCUGCCACUCUCAAGAUAUGCUCCUGGAAUGUGGAUGGGCUUCGAGCCUGGAUUAAGAAGAAAGGUUUAGAUUGGGUAAAGGAAGAAGCACCAGAUAUCUUGUGCCUCCAAGAAACCAAAUGCUCAGAGAACAAACUCCCAGCUGAACUUCAAGACCUGCCUGGACUCACCCAUCAAUACUGGUCGGCUCCAUCAGACAAGGAAGGAUAUAGUGGUGUGGGUUUACUCUCCCGCCAGUGCCCACUCAAAGUCUCUUAUGGCAUUGGUGAGGAAGAACAUGAUCAAGAAGGCCGUGUGAUUGUGGCUGAGUUUGAGUCCUUUGUCCUAGUAACAGCCUACGUCCCCAAUGCAGGCCGGGGUCUGGUAAGACUGGAGUACCGACAGCGAUGGGAUGAAGCCUUUCGUAAGUUUCUGAAGGACUUGGCUUCCCAAAAGCCACUUGUGCUAUGUGGGGACCUCAAUGUGGCUCAUGAAGAGAUUGACCUCCGAAACCCCAAAGGAAACAAAAAGAAUGCUGGCUUCACUCCCCAGGAGCGCCAAGGCUUUGGGGAGCUGCUGCAGGAUGUCCCGCUGGCUGACAGCUUCCGGCAUCUCUACCCCAGCACCGCCUAUGCCUACACCUUUUGGACUUACAUGAUGAAUGCCCGGGCUAAGAAUGUUGGCUGGCGCCUCGAUUACUUUUUGUUGUCACACUCUCUUUUACCUGCAUUGUGUGACAGCAAGAUCCGCUCCAAGGCUCUCGGCAGUGACCACUGCCCCAUCACCCUCUACCUCGCCCUGUGACACCUGCUGAAAUAGCCUCCUCUCCCCGUACACUUUCAAUAGGUGUCCUUUAGGGUUUUUUUUUUUUGUAUCUGGUCCCAUGUCCCGUCCCGUCCCCUCCCACCCCUGGUUUUAAAUGUUAAACCAAACAUUGGGUUCCUUUGAACAAUCAAAGUAAAAAUAAAAAGGCCCUACUUUCAACUUGG
This is a messenger RNA of Microtus ochrogaster (prairie vole), 1391 nucleotides long. RefSeq names its product apurinic/apyrimidinic endodeoxyribonuclease 1 (gene Apex1). The record is from RefSeq and is a predicted model, not a curated record. Gene Ontology annotation, biological process: base-excision repair. Lineage: Eukaryota; Metazoa; Chordata; Mammalia; Rodentia; Cricetidae. Gene Ontology annotation, cellular component: nucleus. Gene Ontology annotation, molecular function: double-stranded DNA 3'-5' DNA exonuclease activity; phosphoric diester hydrolase activity; endonuclease activity.